Messenger RNA from Patella vulgata (common limpet), 192 nucleotides. RefSeq lists its product as uncharacterized. The record is from RefSeq and is a predicted model, not a curated record. The transcript is spliced from 3 exons. Lineage: Eukaryota; Metazoa; Mollusca; Gastropoda; Patellidae. Bases 1 to 192 code for a protein of 63 amino acids.
AUGAUAAUCCUUACUAAAGGUCAAAAAUUAACAAUAAUAAUAUCGUUUUUCCUUGUAACUGCAACUACAUUAAGCUGCUAUGGUUACAUAAUUUGUGUUACAACAAGUUUAAAUUUUCUGGUUUAUGGAUGGCAGAAUAAGGACUUUCGAGAGGCGUACAAGAAAAUACUUUACAAGCAAAGAAUACCAUAA